Angiostrongylus costaricensis is the source of this 234-nucleotide messenger RNA. Lineage: Eukaryota; Metazoa; Nematoda; Chromadorea; Rhabditida; Metastrongylidae. The record is from the annotation of a GenBank genome assembly.
AUGGAGUGUUUAGAGAAAAGCAAACGAUCAUCACCCGACAAUCAGUAUAAACAACCGUCCUAUAUCAAAGAGCACUCCCGAGUAAGGUUAGUUCAUUCGAUCGGUGCUACAGUGGAUUCGAGUCGUCUUUGUCAUCACGAAGACUCGCAUCAGAAGAAGGAACAGGUGCAGACAAUCGACUUGAAUCUAUCGGGCCUUGCUGAAGUCGAAGACGGCGAAACGUUAGCCGACUGA